Messenger RNA from Kluyveromyces lactis, 564 nucleotides. RefSeq names its product U2-type spliceosomal complex subunit CWC15 (gene CWC15). Bases 1 to 564 code for a protein of 187 amino acids. Gene Ontology annotation, cellular component: catalytic step 2 spliceosome. Gene Ontology annotation, molecular function: RNA binding. Lineage: Eukaryota; Fungi; Ascomycota; Saccharomycetes; Saccharomycetales; Saccharomycetaceae. Gene Ontology annotation, biological process: mRNA cis splicing, via spliceosome. The record is from RefSeq and is a predicted model, not a curated record. The transcript has a single exon.
AUGACUACAUCGCACAGACCUCAACUAGAGGCCAGGAAUGGGGCAAAGAAUAUAGAAUACAUUCCUACUUCGACGCAGCACGCUAGACUUUUACCGGGGCACAAAGAGGUUAAGUAUAGAAACACGAAGAAGAGGGUGUUGAAUCGUAAAGUAGAAAGUACUCCGAGUGAGGAGGCUAAGAAAAGAAUCAAAAUAACUGGAGCAGAGGAAUGCUCGAAAGAUGAAGAGAUACAGGCCACGGAUAGUAGCGAUGAGUACGAGGAAGAGGAGGAGGAGAGUGAAGAUGAAGAAGCGCUAUUAGAGGAGUGGAAUAAAGUUAAGCAAGAAAGAUUGGACAAAAAACUGAGAGAACAGCGUGCUGAAAUCACAGCAGCUCAAAAUGAAGAAGUGACGAAACCGCAAAAGCAUGGUGGUUGGAGAUCUAACACUGUAUUUGGACGUAAAGGUACAGUCAAUCAAUCGGCAAGUAUAUCUGAACAUAAUUCAAAUGGGAAGGGAAAAUAUGUCAAUAAUAUUACUCAAAGCGAAUAUCAUAAGGAAUUUAUACGAAAGCAUGUAAAAUAG